Molecule: messenger RNA, 93 nt
Organism: Sclerotinia sclerotiorum 1980 UF-70
Lineage: Eukaryota; Fungi; Ascomycota; Leotiomycetes; Helotiales; Sclerotiniaceae
Exons: 1
Coding region: 1-93 (30 amino acids)
Source: RefSeq, a predicted model, not a curated record
AUGGCGGACCACACUGCCACACGGCCACCAUGCAUGGGUCUAAAAUUUCCCUACCGAGCACAAGGGCCAAGAAUUCUAUGGGUUCACCCAUAA